UUAGCAAUAGUAGCUAUUGUUUUAUAUGACGUACCGCCUCCGUAGACUGUAGGUAAAUUCAAUGUAAAUUCAGAGCAGCGCGUAUUCUUUUUCACGAUCAUUAUCGAACAAAAAGUUCAAGGUUAGGCGUUAGAUAUCAGCAGUGAAGUGUGAAUAAAUUAGAUGUGAACUUCGUUAUCAAGUAAGCACUUAUUAUGUCUGGUCUGUCAUUUAUUAAUUCGACAAAGGGUAGAGUAAUACUUGGCACAGUGCUUACACUCCAUUUAGCGAUAUAUUUUGCAAAACCGUCAUUUUUCAAGACCGAGAAUAGAAAACCGCAAGAGGGACCGCCGAAAUAUCUUCCGUAGACAUAACCUUGAACAAACGGAAAUUGAUUUAUAAAAAAAUAACGAGUUUAAUUGAUUCAUGCUUUAUAAAAGGAUCGUCGUUUUUCCUGUUAGCUUAGUACGAACUGGAAAAGUUUUUGACUUGAACAGGAAAAUGAGUGAAUCAGGAAAAUUCAAAGUAUUUGUCACACGCUCUGAUAUGCCUGAGGGUGGAAUAAAUAUUCUAAAGAAACAAUGUGAUGUAAGAAUAUGGGAAUCUCCACUGCCAAUUCCAAGAGCUGAUCUUCUCAAAUCAAUAUCUGGAGUGAAUGGUAUAUAUUGUUCGCUAACUGAAAAGAUAGACCAGGAAGUAUUGAAUACUGCUGGAGAAGGGUUAAAAGUUGUGGCGACAAUAUCUGUAGGACAUGAUCAUAUUGAUGUUGCCGAAUGCAAAAAGAGAGGAAUACGAAUUGGAUACACUCCUGAUGUUCUGACGGAUGCAACGGCUGAAUUGACUUUGGCGCUUCUAUUAUCGACAUCUAGAAGGCUUCCUGAAGCACAGAACGAGGCAAAGACUGGUGGUUGGGUAUCCUGGGCUCCAACAUGGAUGACAGGUCCUGGCUUAGCUGGAGCCACUGUGGGCAUUGUUGGUUUCGGUAGAAUUGGCCAAGCCGUUGCCAGACGUGUUAAGUCUUUCAACACAGCCCAAAUACUAUACUUCAACCGAAGUGAACGACCUGAAGCCAAAGAAAUUGGUGCAGUCAAGGUUACCUUUGACGAACUUCUAGCUAAAAGCGACUUCGUCAUCUGCUGCGCCGCUUUGGUGCCAGAAACAAAGGAAAUUUUCAAUAAAAGUGCAUAUGAUAGGAUGAAGCGAAAUGCCAUCUUUGUGAAUACAAGCCGAGGGGGUACUGUUGAUCAAAAUGCAUUAGUAGAAGCCUUGCAGAAUGGUACAAUACGUGCAGCAGGACUCGACGUAACUACUCCUGAACCCUUGCCUCUUGAUAGUCCAUUGUUUAAACUCAAGAACUGUGUAGUGCUACCUCAUAUUGGUAGUGCAUCUAUUGAAGCAAGAAAUACUAUGAGUGAAUUGACAGCAAAUAAUAUUAUUGCCGCAUUGAAUGGCAAAGAUAUGCCAGCAGAAUUAAAGUAAAAAUUAUUUUAAGCUUUAAUACAUUGUAUUUUUGCUAUUUAUAUCUUAAUAUAUUGUUAUUUUGAAUGUAAUCUAUUUAUUAGUACA
Molecule: messenger RNA, 1545 nt
Organism: Zerene cesonia (dogface butterfly)
Lineage: Eukaryota; Metazoa; Arthropoda; Insecta; Lepidoptera; Pieridae
Product: glyoxylate reductase/hydroxypyruvate reductase-like
Exons: 3
Coding region: 406-1458 (350 amino acids)
Cellular component (GO): cytosol
Molecular function (GO): hydroxypyruvate reductase (NADH) activity; hydroxypyruvate reductase [NAD(P)H] activity; NAD binding
Source: RefSeq, a predicted model, not a curated record